AUGCUCCAGAAGGAUCAGCGGGCAUUUUGUUGUCAUCCAGCUUUAGUCAGCCGUGUAGGGCCGGGUGUUUCCUUUCGACUUGAUGCUCACGUUUUGGUUUUAAAUUUUCAGGACGAUGGAGACGAAGAAGACGAAGAUGAAGAAGAUGAUGAUUUGGAAAGUGAAGAUGAACAAGACGAACCAAAAGCCAAAGUCACUCAAAGUGGACAGUGGCCACUGGCAAACCUUACUCCGGCUGCUGACAAAGAGGACAUGAAGUGCAACCUCUUCACUUUGUGGGAGUACCCCCAUGGAGCACCUGAAUAUGUGCGGCUGAAUAUUGAAUCCUGGAGGCGGCACUCACAUGGUCGAUGUGCCGAACCUAUCUUCCUCAAUGAGAAGAAUAUCCAUCAAUAUAUCCCAGAUCUUCCUGAGGAGCUUCAGCAGUACACGUUAUACUUCUAUACACCAUUGAAACUAAGCACAUGGCAGCUGAAGGAGUACUUCAAGAUUCCUUACCAAGCAGCACGAUCAGAUGUGGUGUCACGGCUGGACAUUGAGGACGUCGGGAAGACAGUAGUGUCAGGCAUGCCUUGCCCAGGCGAAGCUUCCCUUGGCUAUGCAAGCUCGUGCAACAUCACCACAUCUGCAGACAAAUAUCUUCGGACUUCUCAGCAGGUCUUGGUCACCCUGCAAGAAAAAGUUGUAGCAAGUUUACGCGGGGAGGACCGUUGGGGCCUUCGGGAGUCUGGCAUUGACGAGCUGAUUCAAAGCAUUGUUGAGAAGGGCGGCAGUGUGGAGCUUGCGGCCCAACAACGCAAAGUUCUAUGGCUGGACCCCAAAUUUGCCGGUGGUUUGGGAUUGGAGCCUACUUUCCCUGAUCCUGCAGAAGCAGCUGUAGCUCCGCCUGAGGAAUGUCAAGACACAGAUGAAUGCUGCAGCCCGAGCCCUUUCUUUGAAGAUGCCGCCGCCGCAGCCUUCUCAUCUUUGCUUUUGGUUCCCUUGAUUUAUUUUCUGUUUCGGCAUUUGUCCGUCAUGGCCUGCGCCGAUUCUGCUUUGCUUUUCCUCAUGGAUGAAGCUGGGGUCAGUUCCGACACCCAGAAGAAAAUUUACCAAGGGGGUUUCGAUACGUUGAUCAGUUUUGCGGGCUUGGAUGAGACCUCAGCUGGGGUUCGCGCUGCUUUGAAGCAAUUCGGUUUGGAUGUGGAGACAAGCUUGGCCAUUCGCAAAGAGGUGGCUUUGCUGGUCGGUGUGUGGGAAAGCGCCAAAACACAGCGCGCUAUGCAAGUGAAGCAAAAGCUUGAUGCCAAUGCAAGUGGGCCGGCGCGCUUGAUCCAGACCACGGAAUACGCCGCCAUGAGGUCCGCAGUGGAAGCUAUGCAAGGCAGCCUUCGUGACAAAGAGGCUCCCAGCAAAAGUUUGGUGGCCUCAAAGCUGGAGCAAUUGGAAGAUGGCGCACCAGUUGCGGAGGAUUUGCGGGAAGCCACCUCCUUUGAAGAUUCUGCAGUGGAAGCUUACAGUGCCGUGGUGGACCCGGGCUCCAACUUCCUGCGGAUUCGGCCGGGCAAAAGCACUACAACCCCGCCGAGCAAUCCCGAGGAGCUACGACUCCGCCAUCGGCGUUUGGGUCUUGCUUGGGCAUUUGUGAAGUCUCGGCAUGCUAAUCGGGCUUGGAUCAAUGCUUCUAUUGUGGAUGACUUCCGCAAAUUGUCCGAUCAUGUCUUGGGCUCUACAGUGGCUGGGCUUCGCACUUCCGCAGGUGAUUUGGGCCCUGCCACUCCGUCGCCGGUGGUUGGGAGCAGUCAAGCGCAGAGUGGCGACAAUUUUGGCAGCGUGGAUGAGAACGCUGCAAGAGAUGAGGCUGAGUAUGAGGAAGGUGGUGCUGGCAUCCAUUUGCAAGGCAAGACAAUUGCGACAAUCCAAACCUGCAUUUUCAUUAGUUGCUUGGUCGUCGUUUGCUUCGACAUUUGCAACAUUGUUUGGAUGUGCGCAAGAUUGGUUUUCUUCUUGCUUCUGGAAAAGUCACCAGCUGCCCUUUCAGCGAUGAUUUACUGCAGAGUGGUCGCGAGAAUUCGCGAGAUAAUUUUUGCAGAGUUGCGGAAGGCAAAUUGCAAAGCGCCCAUUGAAGAGCAGGGGCAGCCCUUUUAUCUAUGCGAGCUAGAAGCAAUAUUGGAUUUAGCUGGAGACCCAGAUGCAGCAGCGUACCACAGUGGGACUCACUCCUUUGCAGAAGGGGUGCGGUUAGGAGUUGACUGCACUUUGCCUCGUGUACCAGCUUUGUUUACUGCCAAGCAACACUGGCGCUGUUACGAGCACAUCCAGGAAGAAGCCGGCGCGGAAAAGGAAUUGGGAAAAAUUGCAAUUGCAUCUCUGGGUGCUCUGGAAAAAUCAGAUGGAAGCUUUCGGGUCAUCCAUGAUGCGACGCAUGGGCUGGCAGUGAACGCCAAGAUCAAAGUGUUGGAUCAAGUGCGGAGCCCUACGGCCAUCGAUGUUCGCCGUGCAGUACAAGUGCUUCCAAAGGCGUUCUUUGCACUGAAGGGUGAUGUCAGCAGAGCCCACAGACUGGUGAAAAUAGAUCGGCGGGAUUGGCGCUACCUGGCUUGCAAAACUGAUGUCAACCCUGGCAUGAUACGGAUCAACAAAGUGGGGACUUUCGGGGUUGCGUCUGCGGCUUACCACUGGAGCAGGUUGAUGUCAGGGCUUGGCCGCGCUGCGUUCUACAUGCUUGGCAAGAGCGGGGUCAUGCAGCUGGUCUAUGUGGAUGACCUCCUGUGGUUGGUGGGCGAGAAGGGCGGCAUCGAACUGUUAGUCAUGGUUAUCUACUUCUAUGCGCGAGCUGCUUGGUUAUCAGGGUGGCUUGCCAAAACAUGUGAAGCGCGCGAAGUUCGCAUAGCAUGCUUGCGGGCUGUUUUGGGGCGUCUCUGCUUUGCCUGCAGUGCUUUGUCAAACUACAGAGCAUUCUUGGGACCACUGUUUGCCUGGACGGCCGCCUUGAUCAAAUUUGAAUACAGGCCUUUGCCAAAGAUGGUGUUGCUGAUCAUGGGAUUCCUCAGCAAAGUGUUGGCUAGUGGACACAGGGUGCAAGCUGUUGGAACAGGGCAGAGUAUGCCGCCAGAGAUUUUUCGAACUGAUGCAAGAGCAGAAGGUUCAGAUAUUUGGAUUGGUGGUUGGGCCUUGGAUCAUUCAGCGCCGCUGGUUUGCCGAACGCCUAGAUCAUCAAGGCGCCAGCUGGGUGUUCACGGCGGGAGAGAGCUAUCGAUCGAUUGCAUCAUUGGAGCUGCUGGCAACCCUUGUGGCGGCGGCGAUGGUGUUGCAGGAUGCUGCUCAGCUGGGACAGACAACAAAGGUAACAGCCACGUGGUGUCACGGUGCGUGACAACAAAGUUCCCUUUGUGCGUGUUCAAUAUGGAGUUGGCGGUGCAAUUGCAAAAGAGAGGAGCGGAACUACAUCUUCACUGGCUGCCUAGUUUCGCAGAUUCCAAGCGGCUUCGCUUCAAGCUGAAUGAGUUUCGUGGGGAGGUGCUGGCAGAAGCACUGGAGUUUGGGAUAGAUCUCUAUGAAGAGGUGAAAUCUGCAAAGGCGAGAAAGGGCAGAAAUCAUCCGGCCAAGAAAGCAAGGAAGGGGGAGUGUUUGCGAGACACAGACCCCUGGUAA
Molecule: messenger RNA, 3633 nt
Organism: Durusdinium trenchii
Lineage: Eukaryota; Dinophyceae; Suessiales; Symbiodiniaceae
Source: the annotation of a GenBank genome assembly